Messenger RNA from Asparagus officinalis (garden asparagus), 1109 nucleotides. RefSeq names its product derlin-2.2-like. Bases 105 to 839 code for a protein of 244 amino acids. Gene Ontology annotation, cellular component: endoplasmic reticulum membrane; Hrd1p ubiquitin ligase ERAD-L complex. Gene Ontology annotation, molecular function: misfolded protein binding; ubiquitin-specific protease binding. Lineage: Eukaryota; Viridiplantae; Streptophyta; Magnoliopsida; Asparagales; Asparagaceae. The transcript is spliced from 6 exons. Gene Ontology annotation, biological process: endoplasmic reticulum unfolded protein response. The record is from RefSeq and is a predicted model, not a curated record.
GGUUCGUUUUAUCGCCUCAAUCCUCUGGAGAUUGAAGCUCGUUGGGAUCUGAUUUGUUCCUCGUUCGAUCGAUUAGCGUUAGGGUUAGGGUUUGGAAUUUGGGGAUGGCGCAAGCUGUGGAGGAGUGGUACAAGCAGAUGCCGAUCAUCACUCGGUCGUACCUCACCGCGGCUGUUAUCACCACCGUCGGAUGCUCCCUUGAGAUUAUAUCACCGUAUCAGUUGUACCUGAAUCCAAAACUUGUAGUUCAGCAGUGGGAGAUAUGGCGCCUCAUAACAAACUUCUUGUACUUUCGGAGAAUGGACCUGGACUUCUUAUUCCACAUGUUUUUCCUUGCUCGAUACUGCAAGCUUCUUGAGGAGAACUCAUUCAGAGGACGGACUGCAGAUUUCUUUUACAUGCUUUUAUUUGGUGCCACUACUUUGACUGGAAUUGUUCUCUUAGGUGGAAUGAUACCCUUUGUGUCGGAGAAAUUUGCAGGCAUUGUGUUCCUCAGUAAUUCAUUGACUUUUAUGAUGGUCUAUGUCUGGAGCAAGCAUAAUCCUUUCAUCCACAUGAGUUUCUUGGGCCUUUUCACUUUUACCGCUGCCUAUCUACCAUGGGUUCUGCUGGCAUUUUCCAUUUUGCUUGGAACCAGUACUUGGGUGGAUGUCUUGGGUAUGAUUGCUGGUCAUUCUUAUUAUUAUCUUGAAGACGUUUACCCGCGGAUGACUGGUCGUCGCCCACUGAAGACCCCUGCCUUUAUCAAGUCACUGUUUGCUGAUGAGAAUUUAGUUGUCACACCGCAGGCAAAUGCAAGAUUUGCACCUCCAGCACCGCAGGACCUUCACCAAGAUUGAUAGUGUCAUCAAGAGAUGGAGAUUUGAGAUGGUCUUUGCUGAAAUAUGAUGUGUCCGAGACAUUGUAGUGAUGAGCAUUAAGAGUUUCAGAUAUAUAUAGGAUCUUCACAAUUGAGAUCUGAUAACAAAGCAGUUCCUCUUGUAAAAGGCUAUUUGAUGCCCAGUUGUGCAUAUCAAAAUGAAAACAUGACAUUGUUUUAUUUCUAAUGUAAAUGCUGUGUACCCUUCCCGUGACUAAUUAAUAUCUGACAGGAUUUGAUGAAGCCUAAA